Pseudocercospora fijiensis CIRAD86 is the source of this 1830-nucleotide messenger RNA. RefSeq lists its product as uncharacterized. The transcript has 18 exons. Bases 1 to 1830 code for a protein of 609 amino acids. NCBI's taxonomy places the organism in Eukaryota, Fungi, Ascomycota, Dothideomycetes, Mycosphaerellales, Mycosphaerellaceae. The record is from RefSeq and is a predicted model, not a curated record.
AUGCACUAUACAAUGUACGCUGGCGUCGAGAUUUACGUGCGAGGGGUGAAGUGGCUGACGCAACCCCGGAUACGUACCUUCCGAGCCGAGAUGGAGGUUGGAGUCGUGCGGACCCAAGAUUUGUUUGUCUGUCUUGCUAACUUGAUGUAUAUUGGCGCUUUGAGCAGUGAGUUCAGUGCAUCGGGAGACAUCAUAGCAUCGGGAUGUUUGAAUUCUAUAAUGGGUCAGCGGCCGUUCGAUGUUGUUGGAGCAUUGGUAUACCUUUUCUUGAUAUACUCCGAUGUCAUGUUUGCGGCGCAGCCUUCGCACGCUGCUCAUGCUUUCCAAUCUACGUACGUAAAGAGGCAACCCUCUACCAGAGUCUGCGAUCUGCUUGCAGACUGGGGAUUGUAUAGGGCAUGCUACAUUUUGAUUCUGCAACUGUGUUCAAUGCAUGACUUUGUCCUCGACACGUAUCAGUCGGCCAGAAAAGUCCGUGAUCAAGUGAUGGUCCUGCCUCGUGGCCGGCGGAGCAGACUUGGCCUGUUCGGACGGCUUGAAGUCCAUUUCUCCCAGGCUCAAGGCGUUCUGAUCAGCCAUGAUGCAGCGAGCCAUUAUUGUUAUGAGCAUCGAAAAUCAUUGGAACCACGGCGUAAGCAGGCGUGCCUGAUAUGCCAUGUAUCAUUGUCCAUGCUGCAUCUUCUUAUUUUGCCACGACAUGCGAUCUGUGUCCGCGAAGUAGGGCUCUGUGAGAAUACUUGUCGCGUCGACCAAACGCUGGUGCUGGACGGCGCCAAAUUUGCACAAGACUCAAUGGUCAACGUGCUUUUCGUCCACAGCAUCAUCCUCCGUCUUGCCAUGCUCAGGUAUCGUAUCGAAGCGGUUUGGCGAAGACGGCUGCCACAGAUCUCGACACCGCGAACAGGGUGGGACGUGAUAAGCAGCCAGAAUGUUGUGAUCUGCAGAUGUCAUCUCGCAUUCCUGGGUCUCCCGUCUCAUGACGCUGCAGGACUAUGUCCUUUCGCCGCCGAAAAAGCAUUAUCAGGAACUGUUUGCGUGUCAAUGCUCAAGGACCGCUUCUAUCCUAUCCCGAGGGUGCACGUUACACGACGCCGCUGUUCUACAGCAUUCCUGCAAGCAUUGAUAUGCAUGCAUAGCAUCGCCAGAACCGCGGCUGAUCGGGCUGCUUUCCUCCAAGGACGCCAAGCAUGGGAUGACAGCUAUAGCUCGACGAAUCCAGAGAGUCGAGCAUAUCAGGCACGCAAAGAUAGGAAAGACCCUGAGAUCUCGACUCGGCUCCGUGCUCCACAUCUUGGUUUAAUUGCUGGCGGCAGUCUCGGAAUUGGCAAGGGCUGUAAGAUAUUGAAGAACAUGGCCCGGUCACUACUACUGCUUAUUAUUAUUAGUGAGGGAAAGGCCGGCUGGUAUGCCUCUUUCGGUGACUCGGUGACUCGUAGGGGUCGUGGUACCUGCUUUGGUCCGCAUCUUGCCCUGCUAUGGAGCGGAUGGCUGGUUCCAGAGCGGACAGGCCUAAAUCGUUCGGAGCUGGUUGCUAUCUCAGCGGGUGGCUGUUCAUACACCCCACCGUACUCCACACUGCGGGUCUCUGAUCAUUGGAUGUCGUCGGCAGGUACCGGAGGCGUGUCUGUCUCAGGAGGCGCAAGCCAAGCUGCAAUGCGGACGGGAGAAAGAGUGAAGAAGAAGCAGCUCAUCAAUGCUUGGCAAUUUGGCAUCAUGGUGGAGAGCCGAGCGACAGCGACGGGCCAGCGUGUUGCCUCAACUCGUACGCCGUACGGUAGUGAUAAUAAAGCCGUGGUUUUGCACAUUAUUAGGCCCUGUAUACUUCUGUAG